AUGGAUCACUCACUCACUGACUUCAACAAACCAUUGACAUAUCCAAACGCUACAGCCACGGCUACAGCCACCGACAUGGCCUCGGCCACAGACACAGCCACAGUGAACGACACACAGACAGUUGGGGCGCCGUUUGAAACCUCAAGCCUUACCACCGUUCACAUAGCGGUGGCCCAGGAGAUCACACAGGCUAAGAAAGACGAGCUGUUUGAGCUAUUUACAACUGGGCUGCUGUUAGAGUUGGAGUUUAUACCCACAAGUGAUCACAUUGAGGCUGUACUGAUGAUUGGAAAUGGCACGGCCGACCUAGCUAUAGCAGAUGCCUACGCGUCAAUGGUGGCUGUGGGCAUGGAGCUUGACGCCAUCGCAGUGCAGCAAAUAGCAGGUGGCGACUACUACCACAGACAUCAGGCGUGGACACUUGCUGAGGAGCACGCGGCUGGUCUGCGGGACUUUGAAUACUCUGAAGCAUGUUUCCCAGGAUUCGGACUUGAUACAGCCUUGACUACGAGCAUUGGGUAUCAAAUCAGACAUGGACUCAUUGUGGCGGGCGAGGACCUCGAAGUCACCAUCCGCCAGAACUACUUGGAAUCGUGUGCCGAACCCAACAUCUGUCAGGCCUGUCAAGGCUACGACUACCUCACCAACAACGCCUGCAACGAAACCAAUCAAUUCACGGGCUAUGCCGGCGCUAUCCGGUGCAUAACAGAUCGCGAAGGUGGCCAAGGGGGGCGUGUAGCGUUCGUGCGAGACGAUACUGUGGCCUCCACCUGUGGGCAGCCCAAUCCGCCAGACUGGUGCUUGGCCGAGGACGAGUACGAGAUGAUUGCCGAUUUCGGAGAGUUUCCAUCGAAUGCCAUCAUCUACGAUCCCUUGCGCAUGGACGAUGCUCUGGAGGCGCGCCUGCGCCAUGCGUUCGAUUUGGCCAAAGACGAGGACAACACCACACUCGUGGACCAUCAUGAAGCCUAUAACUCGAUCUUUAGUCUGUCGCUGGCUGAGCAUAUUGACGAGUUCAGCAAGAAUGUCGCAUGCGUACCCGGCAUUAAAGAGCUGCUGGGCUAUCCCAACAUCACGCUGCAGGAGUGUGUCCUGUCGAACCAUCGCGAGGGCACGCGUGACGACCCUAUCCGCUUCGCCUACUACGGUAACCAGUACAACAUCGAUGAGAUCAAGGCAGAUCUGCAGGAUGCCGUGGCUGGUUUUGAGUUUGAAGUAGUGCGGGCCACGGAUGCCACACAUGCUCUGCGCAUGGUGUUGAAUCACGAGGCUGAUUUUGCAAGCGUAGAUCCAGCCCUGGCGCUGAAGGGUAUUCCGUUCGCCCUGAUUCCGCUGGCGUAUGAGACGUACUUGGACAAUGUUACCACCUUCUACAAUGCGGAGGUGUGGACAAGAACGGACUCGGGCAUAACCAACUUCACCGACUCGCAGUUCCUAAGCAGUUGCCAUGGCAGCGCCACAUCGAGCGCUGGCAUGUACUAUCCUGUGGGCUAUGGUAUCAGAAAGGGAUACAUGAACGUCACUACCGGUCAGAGUAUCACGGAUGUGGCGAAGGCGUAUUGGUCAAAGGGCCAGUGCGCGCAACCUGAGCUGUGCGACGAAGUCUUGUGCCAGUCGAGCCAAUUGGAUGACAACGGGCAGUUGGAAUGUCCUAUCCAGGGCAAUCUUCCUCAAAUAGACAGCGAAGAUGCCAGUGCUCUGCAAUGCUUGUACUACGGUGGUUCCAUCGCAUUCAUCCGAGAGGGAGCUAUGUCGCUGGCCUGUGACUUUACGCCCGAGGGCCAGUCGCAGAAUCUGAUCUGUCGGGAACGGGAGAACUACCACAAGAUCAUGGAUCUCGGGAAGGUACCCACAGACAUCGUCAUCACACAGUCCCGCUCCUUCAUGGCCGGCAAACGAGAGCAGUUCCAAGAGGAGUUUGUAAACGCAUACGGCAACACCGUCGCUGGGGUAAAGCUGCGCCAGUACUUUGGCGACCACGCCAGCUACAUGGUGGCCCCACGUGCCUAUGAUCUGAACGCGCACAUGCACAACUACAAGAACAACGUCGCCUGCUUGCCAGAUGUGGCCGAUGUCCUCGGCCUGGGUGUCCUGAGUGAACCCACUUGCACCAUUGAUUCGGGCCGCGACGGGGACAUCGAACCCAUACGCUUUGCGUAUGUGGCCGACAGGAGCUAUCGCGACACUACCAAUCUGACCAUUCUGUUGAAUGAGAUGUCAGGUCUAACCUACGAAGUGCUCUGGGCCAAAACCGACCACGUGGCAAUGGAUAUGAUCAAAAACAACCAAGCAGACUUGGCCUAUGUCGAUAUCCCGGCAGCGGUGUAUGGUAUGGCCACAGACGAUAACAUCCACGUCAUGGCAGCGGCUUAUGCGCCUGUUACCAACCUGCCUUAUCUUGAGGCUCAGGCAUGGGUGCUUACCAACUCGUCUAUCCAGACCAUUGCCGAUACGAAGGGAUCGAAUGCGUGCCACCCGGCCAUGCGUUCAUCAGCCGGAAUGUAUAUGUGGCUGCAAUACGCGAUUAGUGAGAACCUCAUCGAACCGCCCACUCUGUCUGAGGACUAUAUCACGGACACGGGCCUUGAUCACCUCACGUCCGCGAUUGAGACGUGGUUCCAGAAGACUUGCGCCGAGCCUCAGCUGUGUAGCGCCUGCGCGGAUACCAAAGUCGAUGGCCUUUGUAACGCUUUGGACGAUUACGCUGGGCUUGUGGGUGCGCUCAAGUGUCUGACACAGGGCGGUGGUGAUGUGGCCUUCUUACCCGAUCACGCCUGGGAACAGAUCUGUGAAGAGCCCCUGCCCGAAAACGAGGCCUGGUGUCUGUCCAAAGAUUCGUACAGACUUCUGCACACCUUCGGCGAGGUGCCCACGCGCAUGUUCGUGUCUUCGAACGGCCGCUUGACUUCCCACUCACACAGUAUCAUCGACGGUCUCCUUCUCGAGCUAGAACCACGAGAGAUAGCCGUUCAUGCGCAACUCAACGCGUAUUUCGACAACGGGCGGGCCGAUGGCUAUGCACGAACAACCGAUAUGCAGACACGCAUGGACACAUACAUGCAAUCGCUGGCGUGUGUGCCUGAUGUGUACUACUUGAUGGGUCUUCCGGAUGAAGUGGAGCUGCCAUCCUGUGAUAUCCGUCUCAAUCCCAACGUAGCCAUCCAGGGUGAGCCGAUUCCCUCCCCAAGUGCGAGUGCGUCUAUACCAUCUACGUCACCAAGUGCCAGUGCGCCUGUGCCAAGUGUAGAACCCUCCCCCUCACCCAGUCGGGAUGUGCCUGUUCUAAAUAUAGACCUGAACAAGGAGAUCGAGAAUUCCCCCGGACAGACGACCACUGAUUCGAGCAGUGUCAAUGACGAGUUUACAAGUCAGACCUCGGCUAACUCUGCUGAUGCGAACGAGGAUUCGAUUGAGUCUCUGGCUAUAGCGGCGAUAGUGCUAGCCGUGUUAUUCCUGGUCAGCGCCCCGUUCGUCGCAUUCGGCCUGGCCCGCAAAUUGAACCGAAGGUGGCUGCGGAAAAAUGGACUGGAUGGGGCGACAUCUGCGAGGGGUAGCAACGCUAGUACUUUCGAUCCCAAUUCGUUCGAAAGCACAACUUCGACUACAAAUACAGCGACGGCUGUUGAUCUCAAUCAACGGCCCAGUGACCUGCCCAUGGUUGGCACAAACCAACGGCUGGUUUAGUUCUGGACCUCCCCUAACAACUCUUCUGUUGGAGGGCAACGCAGGUACUCAGUCCAAGGUACCGCAAUCGUAUUGCGGCCGUGGAUAGGCCAGGAAUUUAGCCGACAGUAGCGCUGAGCUGAAGUGGCAGACAAAACACGAAGCGUGUGUAAGUCCUGUCUGUCUGUACCCCCUCAAGACAUGGAUGUGUAUUAUUUUCCCGCACGCACUUCUCAACACGGUCUUUUAAAUUCACGUUCCAAAGUGCGCCCUGGGCCUGAGGAUAGUGUAUCGACCAGGUUUGGGCUCCAAAUAUUCCGAUUAAACUGGUUGGCAAGCGGGCAGCCCAUUCGCUUUACCUGCGCAUACGUAAUGCGAGAAAUCUUCGGUGCUUGCGCACUCGAUAAUAAAGAAUUCUAAUCGAGAGGGA
This is a messenger RNA of Sphaeroforma arctica JP610, 4093 nucleotides long. RefSeq lists its product as hypothetical. Bases 1 to 3684 code for a protein of 1227 amino acids. Gene Ontology annotation, biological process: iron ion transport. The record is from RefSeq and is a predicted model, not a curated record. Gene Ontology annotation, cellular component: plasma membrane; recycling endosome; early endosome. NCBI's taxonomy places the organism in Eukaryota, Ichthyosporea, Ichthyophonida. The transcript is spliced from 25 exons.